Messenger RNA from Seriola aureovittata, 5042 nucleotides. It is a transcript of the gene slc71a1-2, whose product is annotated as major facilitator superfamily domain containing 14A2. Gene Ontology annotation, cellular component: membrane. The transcript has 12 exons. Gene Ontology annotation, molecular function: transmembrane transporter activity. Bases 154 to 1626 code for a protein of 490 amino acids. The record is from RefSeq and is a predicted model, not a curated record. NCBI's taxonomy places the organism in Eukaryota, Metazoa, Chordata, Actinopteri, Carangiformes, Carangidae. Gene Ontology annotation, biological process: transmembrane transport.
AUGAGAAAUCAUCAUUUAGUUAGCUCGCUGUUAGCUACUGCCUGGAGCUGACUGUCGAGGUGUUAUCAGCUUAGUAGCCGAUAUCAGUAUAUAUUUUUCUUUUAACAGGCGCAACGAUGACCCUCUGACACCAAGAAUGGACAUAAGUUAACAAUGACGGGGGAGAAAAAGAAGAAAAAGCGGCUGAACCGCAGCAUUCUUCUUGCAAAGAAAAUUAUAAUAAAAGAUGGAGGAAGUCCUCAGGGAAUCGGUGAGCCCAGUGUUUACCAUGCUGUGGUGGUCAUCUUCCUGGAGUUUUUUGCAUGGGGUCUCCUCACCACCCCGAUGCUCACGGUGUUACACCAAACAUUCCCCCAACACACAUUCCUGAUGAAUGGGCUUAUCCAUGGUGUCAAGGGCCUAUUAUCAUUUCUGAGUGCCCCACUGAUUGGAGCUUUGUCAGAUGUAUGGGGACGCAAGUCUUUCCUGCUGCUAACGGUCUUCUUCACGUGUGCACCCAUUCCACUGAUGAAGAUCAGCCCAUGGUGGUACUUUGCAGUCAUCUCUAUGUCCGGCGUCUUUGCUGUCACCUUCUCUGUGAUCUUUGCCUACGUGGCGGACAUCACGCAGGAGCAUGAGAGGAGCACAGCAUACGGUUUGGUAUCAGCUACCUUUGCAGCCAGCCUGGUUACCAGCCCGGCCAUCGGAGCCUACCUGUCUGUUGCCUACGGUGACACCUUGGUGGUGAUCCUGGCCACGGCCAUCGCCCUGCUCGAUAUCUGCUUCAUCCUUGUGGCUGUGCCAGAGUCGCUGCCAGAGAAGAUGAGGCCAGCAUCGUGGGGAGCACCGAUCUCCUGGGAACAGGCAGACCCCUUCGCUUCUCUGCGGAAAGUGGGUCAGGACUCCACGGUGCUCCUCAUCUGUAUCACAGUGUUUCUCUCCUACCUCCCCGAGGCCGGCCAGUACUCCAGCUUCUUCCUCUAUCUCAGACAGGUCAUAGGCUUCUCAUCAGAGACAGUGGCUGCCUUUAUCGCUGUAGUGGGGAUCCUGUCAAUACUAGCACAGACGGUGGUGUUGGGGAUCCUGAUGCGUUCAAUAGGAAAUAAGAACACAAUCCUGCUUGGCCUCGGCUUCCAGAUCCUCCAGCUGGCGUGGUACGGCUUUGGCUCUCAGCCCUGGAUGAUGUGGGCAGCUGGAGCCGUUGCAGCCAUGUCCAGCAUCACUUUCCCUGCCAUCAGCGCAAUUGUGUCCCGUAAUGCAGACCCAGACCAACAAGGUGUUGUCCAGGGGAUGAUUACAGGGAUUCGGGGCCUCUGUAACGGUUUGGGCCCUGCUCUUUACGGUUUCGUCUUCUACUUGUUCCACGUGGAGCUGACCGACACGGAUGGCUCUGAGAAAGGUGUCAAACCCAACAUGGCCAACCCCACUGAUGAGAGUGCCAUCAUCCCAGGUCCUCCAUUUCUGUUUGGUGCAUGCUCAGUGCUGCUGUCUCUGCUGGUCGCCCUGUUUAUCCCAGAGCACACGGGCCCUGGCAUGAGGCCAGGCGCCUACAAGAAGCACAGCAACGGGGCGCAGAGUCACUCUCACAGCCCACAGGGCAGCGGGGCAGAGGGCAAGGAGCCUCUGUUGGAGGACAGCAGUGUAUAACCUCAGCUAAGGGGGGGGCAGACACCCUCACUCCACCCCAAAACCCCUGCACACAUGGACAGAUACACACAUUUUACGACAUGGCCACACUUGUACCUCAGGCAUCAGACUCAAGUGCCGCGAAGAGGUCUUUGUGUCUGUGUGUUUGUGUCCACAGCACAAAAGUGGGCAGUCGUUCGUUAGCAGCCCUUUUUCUUUUUUAAAAGCAGGCUAUUGUGAGGACUCUCUAAAGACCCUGUAUGAAGAGAGUGUGAGUAUUUUUCGGGCUGCAGUGGAAAGGUGUGUGUGACUUGGCUGAGCUGGACUCUAAUCCUUGGUUUCUAUAAAGCAGUAACAGAGUGGAGCAUACAGCAGUACGCCCCCCCUCCUAGAACCGAAGUGAUUUGGUUUUGAGUGUGAGUGGGGUAUAUCUCAAAUGUUACUAAAUCCCUGUGUGAUUAUUCAUAUUCCUCUGUAGCCAGUGAAGUGGCAACUUUGUCUGUUUGUCCAACGAAAGCGUAACAAACAGUUAGUUGAGCACUUGUCUAAUGGUCUUUCACACAUUAACUUCUGUUCUGAUGCGACUACAGCUCUGUUAAAGCAUCCAAGAAGGGAACACAGUUUUUCCUCUGUGUGCACAGCAGGGAAGCACAGCAACUAUAAACCUGUGAGAGGAGACUCUGCAGACCAGUGUUGGAGAGGCGCUGCCUAAUCUCAAGUCAGGAUGGGUCAACCAGUUCACAUAUGAAAAGCUUCGUAAGACCACACUUUGUUUAAAUGUCACACUUCUUACAGAGAGAAGUGUGCAACUGAGACCACUUUAUUAGCUGAAACUGUUUUUCAAUGUUUACUUGCCAUUCUCUAGAUUAGUAGUACAGUUUGGGUUGUAUAUUUUUCUCUGUUCAAACUGAAGGCUAGUUGUGCUUCAAGUUUUUAUUCAAGAAACAAAUGUUGCCUUGAAGUGACUUAAGAUAAAUAUAUAUAUAUAUAGACAUUACGUAACCUGUAUGAAGACCGAGGUCUGAGAAGGCUUUGUAAUCUUAUGCUAUCGCUCCCAUCGGAGCCGUUACACACUUUCUAUUCCUUUGUUUUCACGUCCUUCCUGUCACUUAGUUUGCUGACAUUUAUCAUCAACAGGGUUAAGGCUUACAGAACCAUGGUUUUAUUUUAAAAGCCUCUGGACCAUUAGGAGCUAGAGCGUUGCUAUCAGCAUGUCAGUGUUGGCACUGACUGUUAAUAAGGAGACGGAAUUAAUAUCAUUAGGUUAAACAAAAUAUCAGUGAUGCUGCUGAAGUGGAAAAUUCAAAGGUUAAGUGUGAUGUAAUGUGGUGGAUAAAGAUUUCGACAGGGGAACCUAUAAAAACGUUUUCAUGUAAUCCCUGACAUUUAAGAUGCCAUACAAACAGUCAUUACAAGGCACAGCACAUCUCUCAAACAAUAACUAACGACAGAUGGUCGAAAUCUUAGAUGUGAAGCACAUCAUGGAACUGGCUUGUAACUCACUAACUCGCAUUUAACAGGUUGCAUUUCUUCCACAAGGGGGAGGGGCUCGUUGUCAGACCAGCUCUAUACUUGCCAACCUGCAUCUCCUAUAGGACAAAAAGUGGCAGCGGUAGUAGUCCAGACCAGUAGAAGAUGAUGUGCUGGUCGCCUCCCACAGGCAAGGAGAGGAAAAGCUGUUUAAAUUUUAACAGAUGUUACAGCUGCAAAUUUUUUUUUUUUAAAUAUAACAUCAUUAAGUUUCACUCAUGUUUAUUCAUCCGCACAAAGAUGAAAAUAACAGCGCUCCCAUCCUAAUCGACCACUGAUGAUUACCAAAACGUAGUAAAUAAGAAGAUACUCAUAAAAUAAAACCACACCAAAAAAACAACACAAAAUAAUAGAAAUAAAUGUUUAAAACAAGUAAAACAACUAUUUUAACAACAGAAUAAAAACAAACUAGGUUUAAAUAAAAAUAAAAAAAAUUUCAUCCUCCAGUGGAUACUAUAUCUUCAAAUAAAAAUGUCCACAGCAGGAGAUCAGAGUUCACAUGAUGACACUUGGAGCACUGUGAACUCGGUUGUAGUCAUCAGUAAAUAUGAUGCAGACAACAAAAUAAAACAAAAUUCUAACAAAACGUGAAAAAAAACUGUAACAUUGGGUGUGUGAUAGUUAGUUUUGAUUAUGUGUUAUUUUUCUUGUCAGUAGAUGGUGGUCGUCAGCUCGUCUGUACCUGCAGGUGUAAACUGCUGCUGUUACUUUUCUUGCCAGCAGGUGUCACAGGUUAAACAUGAACUGCAGCUCUUUAACUGGAUGGUCUUGGCUGUGCUUGGUUUUUUUUUUUUUUUUUUUUUUUUGGUGCUUCGCAUCAGUGACACUGUGUUCCCUUUGUUCAAAUACUGUGUUAACAGCUGGUGAAUUAUUCCUGUCACAGUUUUGAACAGUUAAUUUAUAAAUGCCUCAAGUGCAUUUAAAUAACCAAAUUACAACCUGAUAUGGAUUAGUAGCUAACGGUGGGUUUCACGCUGUUUAACAUCUCUCUGAAGUGAAAUGUGCGUCAUAUAUUUUGUGCCAAAUUUUUUUUGGUUUGCUUUUUCAUACUGUGUGUGUACGUGUGCUUGAGUGAUUUGGAUUUCUUUUUUCUUUUCUUUUUUUUUUUUUUGCUCAUUGUUUUGUUUUCUCUUGUCUUAAUGAAUUUUUUUGACUGAAGAUUUAAGUUUUAAUGCUAUUUUUUUAUACUUUUAAAACUUCAUCCAGUCAUUCUUAGGAAUCUUUUCCAACAUUGUGGCUAGAUAGUAAAUUAUCGAAUGUCCAUCUUUGUUGUUUUCAGUCUCAGUCUUCAUUUAAUAACAAGCAUUUCACCGUGGUUAGUUACAUUUAAUAAGCUCAAAGUCACUGAAUGUUCGAAGCCAAGCUGUACAUGUUGACCACACUAUACCCUCAACAUUUUGACUCACCUGUCAUAUUGUUUUUAUUAUUUCAGGGGGGUUGUUACUUAACAGGAGGCUGUAACUGUUGAUUUAAUCUAUGAAUAUCGCUCUUUUACUUUUAUUUUUUCUUUAUUUAUCGUUUAUUGGACCAACACAAUAAAUUCAGAUCCUUCAUAAAUUGGUAAGAUUCUGCACCAGCCCCAUGUGCACUCGUACAGCUUACACGCAGAUGACUGUAAUUGUACAAAAAUCACCUGUACGUACAGUAAAUGUAUAUAUUUAUUGCUCAAGGAGAUGGCCACCUCUUGGUCUAUUUGGUUGUAUGGUGCAAUUAUUAUUAUAUAUUUCUCAAGACUGACCUGCUAGCCACUCCUGUUUUUAGUAUGUGGUUUGUGGCCUGAACCCCCUUCUCUGUGUGCCUAAAUUUAGCCAAGAAACGAGUAUGGCAACAUAAGUAAAUGGUGGUUAUUAUGUAAAUAUGGGAAACUAAUGACAAACUAUUUAUUAAAGGUUUAUUGUACAAUGAAA